This is a messenger RNA of Vespula vulgaris, 1070 nucleotides long. Its product is annotated as adenylate kinase isoenzyme 1-like. Bases 285 to 653 code for a protein of 122 amino acids. Gene Ontology annotation, cellular component: cytosol; cytoplasm. Gene Ontology annotation, biological process: nucleoside triphosphate biosynthetic process. The transcript has a single exon. NCBI's taxonomy places the organism in Eukaryota, Metazoa, Arthropoda, Insecta, Hymenoptera, Vespidae. Gene Ontology annotation, molecular function: AMP kinase activity; ATP binding. The record is from RefSeq and is a predicted model, not a curated record.
GUCGCCAUCUGUCGCCGUAAUUAUGACAAUUAUUAAUUAUAAUCCAAUCGUAUGAAAUUGUCAUGAAUAAUUUUUACAUGCUAUAACCUAUUUGAUACAUAUACGAAAUUGAGACAUAUCGAAAUAUGCAAAUAUUUCUUUGGAUUAUUUAUCGAAAAGUUCGUAAAUAAUUUUUAUUUGAUAAAUCAAAACUUGUGCGAUCUUGAUACACGUAACGCUAAUAGAUCGAUAAUAAAUUCGAAGAUAAUAAAGGGAUAUAGUUUUUGAUCUCAAAAGAAAUCGACAUGGGUAUGUGUUUUGGUAAAAGAAAAAGUCCUAGAAACAAUAGAGAUAAUAUGAACCAACUGAAAGAAAAUUCCGGACCUAUAAUUUUCUUGGUCGGUGCACCGGGAAUUGGUAAACGCGAGCUGGGUAGAAGACUAUCCUCGAAAUAUGGUUUCAUCAUGAUUUCGACGGGGGAUUUGUUGAACCAGGAGAUCCAGAAUGGUUCGGAGAGAGGUCAAAAGUUCGCGGAUAUGACGAAGGUGGGACAAAGUGUUCCAGCGAAUGACAUUCUUCCUAUGGUCGAAGAACAGCUGAUGAAUCAACCUAAUGCCGUGGGAUUUCUCAUUGUUGGUUUUCCUCGUGAUAGGACACAAGUAAAGCUUAUUUAAUUUCUUUUUCUUUUUUCCUUUUUUUUUGUCUCUUUUCUUUUCUUUUUUUCUUCUUCUUUUUUCUUCUUCUUCCUCCCUCCUCAAUAUUUCCUCUCGUUUCUUUUUAUUCUCGUUUCUUUAUCUUCUUUUAUUUCCUUUUAUUUUAUUUAUAUAUUUACUUCUUUAUUCGUUUCAUUGUUCCGUCGGGAGAUAUUCGAAAAUUCAAUUUUCCAAAAAGCAUCGUUUUAAAAGAGAAUAACGCCGGGAAUAUUCAUACCAUCGAACAAUAUCCCAUCGUUUGACGGCAGGCGACGUUGUUCAACAAAGAAGUGAAACGGCCGUCGUUGGUGCUCCAUUUGCAAGUCAAAAAUGACGUUCUGUCUGAAAGGGUGAAAAAUGCUACGGCCAAGAACGAUAAAAAUUCGGAGAAGCUUUCGA